Messenger RNA from Onychomys torridus (southern grasshopper mouse), 3578 nucleotides. RefSeq names its product coiled-coil domain containing 120 (gene Ccdc120). The transcript is spliced from 12 exons. Bases 705 to 2672 code for a protein of 655 amino acids. Lineage: Eukaryota; Metazoa; Chordata; Mammalia; Rodentia; Cricetidae. The record is from RefSeq and is a predicted model, not a curated record.
AGCUGGCGCCUGCGCACUUUGUGUCUGCCGCUGCUGUGGUCCCGCGCCCCGCCCCCCUCGUUCUCCAGCCUCCUAGGUUCGCGCUCAGCGCCGGAGGUGGCUGUGCAGCCAGCAACGGACAUCCCGAGUUAAAGGUGAGGUGCGCGGGGCCGCCGCCCACGGCGGGGCCGGUGCACCUCUCCCACCAUCUAGGGGUCCCCCAUCUGCCCCCGAAGGCUAACGGUAGUGCGUGCGGUCGAACGCGGCCCAGAGGUAGGGAGCAGAAGCGAGGAGGCGCGCUCCCAGGGACGAGCGGGGCGCUGCGAGGGAAGGCGCGCCCACUAGAUGCCUGUCGGCCUCUACCGACCCCACCUGCACGGCGGUGCGAGGACCCUCGUUCUCUCCUAGGUGUCUGCAGUCAGAAGAGAGUUCUAUGCUUUCUUCUUGGCCCUGUGGGCACUGAGUGAGGCCCCUGGCCCCUGAGACCGCCUCCCCAGGAGUGGCCCUAGCCGUGGAAGCAGGCAGGUGAGACUCCUGGCUCUGUGUGGCCUAUGGGCCUCUGAGGAGGCGUUGUGAGUCUUCCCAGCUUCCCACUUACUGUGUUAGCACUCAAUGGGAAGGGAACCAAGGGACCAGGCCAAGUGGGUCCAGACAUUGACACAGAAUCUGAGCAGGCAGGCCAGGCUUUGUCCAGCUGUCAGCCACAGCCUCCAAACAGUACAAGGAUGGAAGUCAAAGGUCAGCUGAUCAGCUCUCCUACCUUCAAUGCCCCAGCUGCCCUGUUUGGAGAGGCUGCCCCCCAGGUGAAGUCAGAGCGUCUUCGAGGGCUGCUUGACCGCCAGCGGGUUCUGCAAGAGGCCCUGAGCCUCAAGCUUCAAGAGCUCAGGAAAGUGUGUCUGCAGGAGGCGGAGCUAACUGGCCAGCUGCCCCCCGAGUGCCCACUGGAGCCUGGUGAACGUCCUCAGUUGGUACGCCGGAGGCCCCCUGCUGCUCGUGUGUACCCUCCACCACACCCAAACCCAAGUCACCACUCCUUGUGUCCUGCUGAGGAACUGGCUCUUGAGGCCCUGGAGCGGGAGGUGUCAGUGCAGCAGCAGAUCGCAGCUGCCGCCCGACGCCUGGCCCUGGCCCCUGACCUUAGUGGAGAGCAGAGGCGGCGGCGGCGCCAGGUACAGGUUGAUGCACUGCGGAGGCUGCAUGAGCUGGAGGAGCAGCUCAGGGACUUCCGAGGCCGCCUUGGCCUCCCUGUGCUCCAGCUAUCUGCCGGAGCACUAGUCAAUGCCCAGGGUGUCUGCCUGGGCACACGCCUUGCUCAGCUCAGCCAAGAGGAUGGAGUUCUGCACUCGGAGAGCAGCUCCCUCUCAGAGUCAGGGGCCAGUCACGAUAAUGAGGAUCCUCAUAGCUGCUUCUCUCUAACUGAGCGCCCCUCACCACCAAAGGCCUGGGACCAGUUUCGGGCAGUAUCUGGGGGGAGCCCUGAGCGGCGAGCCCCAUGGAAGCCUCCCCCAUCAGAUAUUUACGGGGACCUGAAGAGCCGGCGCAACUCUGUGGCCAGUCCCACCAGCCCCACCCGCUCGCUGCCCAGGAGUGCCUCCAGUUUUGAGGGGCGAAGUGUGCCUGCUACCCCUGUCCUCACCCGGGGCACUGGCCCCCGGCUCUGCAAACCGGAAGGCCUCCAUUCUCGCCAGUGGUCCGGUAGUCAGGACUCCCAGAUGGGCUUUCCUCGGCCUGACCCUGCUUCCGAUCGGGCCUCGCUCUUCGCAGCUCGCACCCGCCGCAGCAAUAGCUCUGAGGCCCUGCUGGUGGACCGGGCAGCUGCUGGGGGAGCUGUAUCUCCACCUGCCCCCCUGGCUCCCCCUGCUGCUGGUCCCCCAGUCUGCAAAAGCAGCGAGGUGCUGUAUGAGCGCCCCCAACCAGUCCCUGCCUUCUCCUCCCGCACCACUGGCCCCCCAGACCCUCCUCGGGCUGCCCGGCCUAGCUCAGCUGCCCCUGCAUCCCGUGGGCCCCCUCGGCUCCCACCUGUAUGUGGAGACUUCCUCUUGGACUAUUCAUUGGACAGGGGCUUGCCCCGUGGUGCUGGUGGGGCAGGUUGGGGGGAUCUGCUGCCUGCUCCUGAAGUCCCAGGACCCCUUUCCCGCAGAGAUGGGCUCCUUGCCAUGCUCCCUGGUCCUCCACCCAUAUAUGCUGCUGACGGCAGCAGCCCCCUUCUCCGCAGCAAAGACCCCAACACCCGUGCCAUCCGUUCCAAGCCCUGUGGCCUGCCCCCAGAAGCUAUGGAGGGUCUGGAAGUGCAUCCAAACCCAUUACUCUGGAUGCCACCACCCACCCGGCUACCUCCAGCUGGUGAGCGAGGUGGCCAUAAGAACCUUGCCCUAGAGGGCCUCCGGGACUGGUACAUCCGGAAUUCGGGACUGGCCAUGGGGCCCCAGCGCCGGCCUGUGCUCCCACAUGUGGGCCCAACACACGUACCCUUCCUCCAUGCCCGCUGCUAUGAGGUGGGCCAGGCACUAUACGGUCCUCCCAGCCAGGCACCGCUCCCACACUCGAGGAGUUUCACAGCACCCCCUGUCUCCGGCAGAUACUACACGGACUUCCUGUAUCCCCCGGAGCUGAGUGCUCGCUUAAGUGACCUGACGCUAGAGGGGGAGCAGACUUCCAGUUCUGAUCCCCAGACACCAGGGACAUUGGUCUGACCCUUCCUGAUAAGGCCCUUGUUGCUCUGGAAAUACUCCAGUCUGGGGGACAGAUGGUCGACCUCGCUGAGCCCUGGGAUGUGGUUGCUCUUGGUCCUGAGGGGCAACUGCUUGGUCUCACAGGACCCCUGACUUCUUUUUGGGCCCAGGAGGAUGUCCGAUACCCCUGCUUCUCUUCUCAUCUUGUGCUGGGGGACUGGAGGGCCCCAGCUAGCUUCAAAGAGGGGAUAAUGAUUUGGGGACUCUGCCCCUUCCUCCAUUUCUGUUUACAGUUGUGAUUUAGUAUUCACUGUCUUUGCCCAACACUAGGGAUUUUCUAAAAGGGAAACUGAGCUCAUUCCUGGUUGGGUUCAUUCCUGUUCCUAUGCCCAGACUGUUCCAUUCAUGAGCCACGACCCCGCCUCAACAAGAUGGACCAUAUAGAGAGAGUCUCGGGGGGUUAAGAUACCUCUGUCAACAGGACUCCUUCCCACCAGAGUUCUCGGGCAGAUGGGCUUCUGUCCACAUUUGAAGGUUGGAGGUCUAGGUGGGGUCCCUGAAGGAGCUGUUGUCACUGUCUCUGCCCAUGGCCUCUUUGCUGAGGUUGUCAAGAAGCAGAGCCAUUUGAGUGUGUCACAUCCUAGGAUGCUGCAGUGGUUAAACCUGGCAACUAGGGGAUGCCAGCAAAACCCUCAGGUAACAUCUGGCCAUGGGCCACAGGCCACAUCGUGUCCUCCUUGGCAUUCCUUCUAUUCACCACUUUUUAAACAGAUCCACAUAAGCUGUGUUUUCUAUAUUGUCUGUGACUUUCUGGAGCUGGGGGUUCCCCUGCCCCCUUACCCGGUGUUACAUUUUCUUUUUGUACCGAUGGAUCUGGGCCCAAGACACUACUCACACUGGAAGGGGAUUUCUAUAAUAAAUAUGUAA